UUAACAGAUCACGUAAAUUGCUACUCAGGCUUUAAUGAGGGCAACUUUUGUAGCAAAAAGGAUCAAACUAAAACCGAGACCAGAUGGUAUUAUGACAAAGGCGCCUGCAGAAAGUUUGUCUACAAAGGCUGUAAUGGCAACCGAAAUCGUUUCUGCACCAGAGACGCGUGCGAAAGACGUUGUGUUGGCGAAUAAUUUAAUUACUUUUAUAUAAAAAUAAAUAAAUAAGUGAAGAGACACAUUCAUAUGUAUUAUUAAAAAAUUUUAAAACAACAUUAACAUGUAUUGGAACGUGCUUUACAAAACUUUUUGAUAAUUAAAGAAAAAUGUUUAAAAUGCAAAAGUCAAUGGUUCAUUAAGCACCCAUCAUUGCUUUAAUUUAGCUAUAAAGAAAUAAAGAAAUUUUAUAAGAGAAAUAAUUAUUUAUAAUA
Molecule: messenger RNA, 431 nt
Organism: Teleopsis dalmanni
Lineage: Eukaryota; Metazoa; Arthropoda; Insecta; Diptera; Diopsidae
Product: kunitz-type serine protease inhibitor
Exons: 1
Molecular function (GO): serine-type endopeptidase inhibitor activity
Source: RefSeq, a predicted model, not a curated record